AUGGGUUUCCUUGUAAAUGUCUUUGUAGCCCAUAAUUUGGGACACCAUCAUUAUGUGAUGUCCAUUGGGUUAUUGAUUCUGUAUUCAGGACUAAUGAUGCCUAAUGUUACUGGAUCAAAAGCAUUCCCAGAUGCAUCUUUUGGAUCCAACCCAUUUAUUACCUCAGCCCAUUUUGAUUGGGCCAAUUUCAGCCCAACCCGCCCAUUUGACACUCCUAGUGAAGCCCAUAAUGUUCACUUAAAAACAAAGUUGAUAAGUUUAUAUGAUAGUUUUGGGAAUUUCAAGAAUGCUCGUAAUGUGUUCGAUGAAAUUCCUGAACCAGAUCUUGAUUCUUGUAAAACAAUGAUAAGAUGGUAUUUUAUGAAUGAUAUGUAUGAUGAGAUUAUUGGGUUUUAUGAUUGCAUGAGAAAAAGAAAAGGGCUUACUUUGUUUGACAAUGUUGUGUUUUCGAUUGUUUUAAAGGCUUGUAGUGAGUUGUGUGAUGUUAAUGAAGGUAGGAAAUUGCAUUGUCAUAUUGUGAAAGGUGGAAAUCCUGAUAGUUUUGUAUUAACUGGUCUUGUUGAUAUGUAUGCUAAAUGUGGAAAGAUUGAAUCUUCUCGUGUCGUGUUUGAUGGUAUUUCGGAUAGAAAUGUUGUUUGUUGGAUCAAUGAUUGCGCGGAAGAAGGGUUGGUUUUAUUUAGUCGAAUGAGGGAUGCUUUGGUUGAAAGUAAUGAAUAUACUUUGGUGAGUGUAGUAACUGCAUUUGCAAAGUUGAGAGCUUUGCAUCAAGGGAAAUGGGUUCAUGGUUAUAUCAUAAAAAAGGGGAUUGAACUGAAUUCCUACCUAGUUACUGCUCUGAUAGAUCUGUAUGUGAAAUGUGGAGUUAUUUCUGAAGCUCGUGUGACUUUUGACGAGCUUUCUGCGAAUGAUUUUGUUACGUGGACAGCAAUGAUUGUUGGAUAUAGUGAAAGUGGCUAUCCAGAUGAGGCAUUGAAACUCUUUACAGACAAGAAAUGGAAAGGAACAUUGCCUAAUUCAAUCACUCUUUCUAGUGUACUUUCGGCAUGUACACAGUUGAACAAUCUGAAGUUCGGAAAAUCGCUCCAUUCUCUCAGAAUUAAGCUAGGAUUGUAUGAUGAUACUGUGACAAAUGCUUUAGUAGACAUGUAUGCGAAGUGUGGUGCAAUAACAAAUGCUCGUUACUUAUUUGAGAAUUUUGCCCGCGAUGAUGUAAUUGCGUGGAAUUCACUUAUCUCUGCACUUAUCUCUGCCUGUUCAUCGAAUGGAUCUGCUAAUGAGGGUCUGAUGUUGUUUCAUAGAUUGAGAUCUGAACAUCUUCAGCCAGAUGAAUUUACUAUGGUGUCUGUCCUGUCAAUAUGUGCUUCACUUGGGAAUCAUAGAGUUGGUUCUUCUUUUCAUGCUUUUACUAUCAAAGAGGGUCUUUUAUCGUCUAAUUUAUAUGUAGGUACUGCACUUUUUAAUGUAUAUGCUAGAUCCGGUGAUGCAAAAUCUGCUCGUGUUGUUUUUGAUGAGAUGACAUAUAGGAAUACGGUGACGUGGAAUUCGAUUAUUAAUGGCUAUGCAAUGCAAAGGGACUGCAAGAAUUCCUUCGCACUUCUCAGUGAUAUGAUUAGAGAUAGUUUUGAACCUGAUGAUAUUAUUUUCACUUCUAUACUAUCUGCUUGUAGUCAUAGAGGGAUGAUAGAGGAGGGAUGGAGAUUUUUCUAUACAAUGUGUGAGGCAUAUAAGUUUGUUCCUUCCAUGAAGCACUAUAAAUGUAUGGUUGAUUUAUUGGCUCGUGGUGGAAGGCUUAAGGAAGCUCUGGAUUUCAUUGAUAAAAUGCCAAUUCGGCCUGAUAUUUCUGUGUUUGGUGCUUUUCUACAUGGAUGUGGUAUUCACAAUAGAUUUGACCUCAGGGAGGUGGCAGUGAGAAAAAUGAUGGAGUUGCAUCCUCAUCAUGAUGCUUGUUACUAUGUGCUUAUGUCAAAUUUAUAUGCCUCUGAUGGGAAAUGGAGUCAGGCUUAUCAAAUGAGGGAGUUGAUGAAGAGCAAAGGUUUGAACAAUUCACCUGGCUGUAGCCACGAGAACACGGUUUUUGAAAACGAUUGCCUGAAGGUGUCAUCUAUUGGUUAGUUAUGUUCCAAGGAAAUUAUAGCAGCCUCAAAUGAAUGGUUACCCUCUGAAGAAGUUAUCGUCCCUAGUCGUGGGAGUCCAUCAGGAGUAAAUUACAGCUCUUGUUGAUUGCAGAUGGAACUUGUUUUGGCAUUGGAGUUACCAAGUUUUGAAACUUAAGGAGCAAUGAAGAAAUGCUAUGCUGGCUCUCAAUCCUCUGUGGAGAGAACUUUUAGGGAAAGGUUGGACAUACAUGAAUCUGAAGAUCACCUUAGAGCUGGCCUUUCUAAAUUUGGAUUUGGAUUGGAGCUGAAAAUGUUGGCUUGUGAGAACCUGUAAAGCCUUUCACUUGAGGAUGAGUCUCUCUGGAAGGUGCCAUCACUGUAUUCUUGUAUGAUGUUACUCGGUUUUGCUGAUUGAGAAAUUAGCUACGGAAUUUCUGGACACAAGUAUUGAGUAAUUUGCUUGGCAGAAUUUCUGGCAAUUCAAAUGUAUAUCGUUGAUUCUCGAUAGUUAUACCCUCAUGUGGAUUGACACAAAGAAUAAAGAAUACAGAAAAAUAACCUCAUGUGGAUUAUCCCGCUACCAUUGUAAGAAUUUGUGAAUAUAAUAGCAGAUUUGUUUACCCAACUGAGAUAUUGCUCAGGCCUAAAAGGAACUUCUAACUAACUAUUGCUCAGUGGAGCAAAUUCAUUGACACUCAGUAAGUUUCCUGAGUGUUACUUUUCAUUUUCCUUUUUCACUCUGGUGUGGAGACAGGCGCAUGAUGCCGGUUCGUUCCUUUGAGUAAUAUAAAUAUAUCUGGAGAUAACUCUUGAGACAUUAUGAACACUGGAAUGGAGCAAUAAUCAGAUAGAUCAAAUUUCCGGUCUUUCUUGAUUCAGUUUCAGAUGGCAUUGAUGUUUAACACUAUCAUCAAGAUCACUUCUUUAGCAUAGAACUAGGCAACUGAAAGAAGUUGAGGUGCUCCAGUGCUUGCAUUACUCUACGACUUCGCAAUUGUCUAUCACAAAUAAAUGUCUCAAUCCCAAACAAGUUAGAAUUAACUAUAUGAAUCCUCACUGACCGCCAAAGGAUUUUGAUGUUGUAGACUUGCAUAUGAGAUGCACACACGGCUCAAUAUUUCAAUUUUGAUAAUAUAAAUUUCACUGGAAUAUACGUAUUAAAGAAAAAACUUGAGGUUUUAAUCCAACAAAAAGAGAGGAACAGCAUGUUCAAAUAAAAGAGAGGUCAUUCUUGCACAAAUAUUCGGAUGAUCAAGUCUUCUUUUAGGACUCAAAUGACAUCUCAUAGAAGGGGAAAUGUCACAUAAAUAAAGAAAUUUAUUGCCAUUUGCACGCAAAGGACUGAACAUAUGGUUGCAUAAAUAAAUCAAAUUACAGACAAAAUUACCUAAAUGACUGCUAAUAAUGCACAAAACAAAUACAAGUCUAAACAAAAAAAAAAAAAAAAAAAAAAAAAAAAAAAGGAUAAAAAAAGAGAUAAAA
Lycium barbarum (goji berry) is the source of this 3578-nucleotide messenger RNA. Its product is annotated as pentatricopeptide repeat-containing protein At2g03380, mitochondrial-like. Gene Ontology annotation, biological process: RNA modification. The record is from RefSeq and is a predicted model, not a curated record. Gene Ontology annotation, molecular function: protein binding; RNA binding. NCBI's taxonomy places the organism in Eukaryota, Viridiplantae, Streptophyta, Magnoliopsida, Solanales, Solanaceae.